Darwinula stevensoni is the source of this 1446-nucleotide messenger RNA. NCBI's taxonomy places the organism in Eukaryota, Metazoa, Arthropoda, Ostracoda, Podocopida, Darwinulidae. The record is from the annotation of a GenBank genome assembly.
CGUCACGUUCACCAUUCAUGUCCGCUGCCCCCAGUUCGGCAAUGUACUGAGGGGCGUGCAGCCAAGAGGAAAAGAAAGCCGGUGUGCUGCAGUCGAUCGACUUUCAAGCGCCUUCGUUCUCCGUGCCGUCGACCUCGUCUUGAGUUGAGCAAGGGUUUGGCCUGAGACGAGCAUCAUCAUGAAUAUAUUCAGGCUUGCCGGGGAUAUUGCCCAUCUCCUCGCCGUCAUUAUCCUCCUGCUGAAGAUUUGGAAGUCCAGGUCUUGCGCCGGGAUUUCGGGAAGAUCGCAAUUGCUGUUUGCCAUUGUGUACACAACAAGAUAUCUCGAUCUCUUGACCAACUUUGUCUCCAUCUACAACUCGGUCAUGAAGGUAGUGUUCAUUGCAGCAUCCUAUGCCACCUUGUACCUCAUGUACAUGAAGUUCAAGGCCACCUAUGACCACAACCAUGAUACAUUCAGGAUUGAAUUCCUUCUCAUCCCUGUGACUGCGUUGGCACUGCUCGUCAAUCAUGAGUUCUCUGUGCUUGAGAUCCUGUGGACAUUCAGCAUCUAUCUGGAGUCGGUGGCAAUCCUCCCGCAGCUUUUCAUGGUAUCCAAGACAGGGGAAGCAGAGAGCAUCACAUCCCACUAUCUCUUUGCUCUCGGUUCAUACCGCGCUCUGUAUCUUCUCAACUGGAUAUACCGUUACUACUUUGAGGGAUUCUUUGACCCCAUUGCUGUCGUGGCCGGAGUCGUCCAGACAGUCCUCUACUGCGACUUCUUUUAUCUCUACAUCACAAAAGUAUUGAAGGGGAAGAAGCUCUCCUUGCCCGCAUGAACCAGUGAACAAAAGGGGGGAUGGGGUACUGAGACACUGUGUGCAUUAGUGGGCUGUACAACUGUGUUCUGUUAUUCCCAGUGUUGGCAGUUGUGGGCCGUUUGUCCUUAUUUCAAUCAAAUCGUUGAUUGAGAAAUGUUGGCAUGCAACAUAGAGGAGGAUUCUCCUCUUUUCAUCCAUUCUCUUUUUCUGCCCGUCUUUCUCUGUUUCAUUUGUGAUUUAUUUAUCGCACGUUAUUUUGCUGUUCUACCAGAAGAAAUUCCCUGGAUUAUAGAACGUCAGUGAUCCAUGUCUAUUUGGGGUCAAAGAUGAUGGACCAGAUUGGAGAGCUUCCAAAAUGCAUUUUUGGCAUUUUCCUUCCACCUGUGAUGACACAAUCUUUUUCCUUUACAGACACAUGUGGAAGCUAGUGUGAAAGUGGAUGGGACAAUAAAUAAUUAUAGGGGGAAAACAAUUGCCAUCGAGCUGCAUGGAACUUUGUGUACUCAGGCAUUAUACUUUCACAAUAAUAUCUGCUGUUAUUCAGAACACCAACUGGUAUUCCUUGUGACAAAGCAACUUGAUUCUGCAACAUGAUUUAAUUAUAGAAAGGGGUAAUUACAAAAAGAUGUAAACUAUUGGAGUGGGUA